UUAAAGUGCUGGAGGAACAGAUCCCUGACCAGCCAGCUAACUUUCAACUAACUCCUGCACUCACUUAUAUGCGUUUGUGUGUGUGUGUGUGUGUGUGUGUGUGUGGUGAUUUUCUCCUACCUUUUGGCCACAGCUAAUUUAUAGGAUCACUGUUGAAUCGUUUUUGGGCUACAAGCUUUCAGAGUGUGGAAAAUAAUGGCAGUACAACAGGAUAAAGAACCAAGCAUUGAGCUCUUCAUAAAGGCAGGCCAUGAUGGAGAGAAUGUGGGGAAUUGUCCUUUCUGUCAGAGUCUCUUCAUGGUGCUGUGGCUGAAAGGAGUCAAAUUCACAGUUACUACAGUCGAUAUGAGGAAGAAGCCAGAGGAGCUAAAAGACUUAGCUCCAGGGACCAACCCUCCUUUCCUCCUAUACAAUGGUGCCCUUAAGACUGACUUUAUGAAAAUCGAGGAGUUUUUGGAGGCAACUCUUGCCCCUCCAAGAUAUCCUCAUCUCAGCCCCCUGAAUAAAGAGUCCUUUGAUGUGGGUGCUAACAUUUUUGCCAAGUUUUCUGCUUUCAUCAAGAACAGUCCAAACAACAGAGUACAAGAGGAGGCUUUGCUAAGGGAGUUUAAACGCCUCGACAAUUAUCUAAAUACACCAAUGCCAGAGGAGAUAGACCACAACUCCACUGAAGACAUUCCUGUCUCCUCAAGGAAAUAUCUUGACGGCAACCGCCUGACGCUGGCAGAUUGCAACUUGCUGCCAAAAUUACAUGUGAUCAAGGUUGCUGCCAAGAAGUACUGUAACUUUGAGAUCCCGGCUCAUUUCACUGGCGUGCUUCGAUACUUGCAGAAUGCAUAUGAGAGAGAGGAGUUCAGCCAGACGUGUCCAGCCAACGUUGAGAUUGAGAAAGCCUAUCUGAGUGUUGCAAGCAAGAGGUCAUAGAUCUCCAACUAAGAAAGGAUUUUGAUCAACCCUGAACAUGAAAGAAGAUAUUAAGCCUGAAUUGUAAAUAGCCUUAAAUUAAAUAAUUUCAAUGUCAGGUUCAGUUUAAAAUACUGAAUUCAGAGAAGUUGUUAUAAUAAAUGUAAAUGUUUGUUAAGGUUCAGAAUUGUACUGCCUUGCCAUUUAAUGGUUUUAGCCCAUAAACCUAAAUAAUAAUGAUAAGAUAAUAAUAAAAGAUUCUGAUCAUUAGUUACUGGAAAUAUAAUUUAAUGAUAAAUCAUAUCUGAAUAAAUUGUCAUAUUGGCAUGCUAUAUAUGUAUUUUAUUUAAAAUAGGAAUCACUGAAUAAUAGUUUCAUAAUUCUGGAUAAUCUCGGCACAAUCCACUUUUAUAGCCUGUUAUGUGGACCAUACGUGCAAUUUAAUGUAUCAAAUGUGAUUUGCUUUGUCCAUAGUGUAAAUAUGUAUUUUACACAGAGAAACAUUCUUCAAAUUAUUUUCACAUUAUUUUUUUCUUGUUUUUGUUUGUUGUUUUAGGGGAAUCUUUAAAGAUAUUAUUUAAAGCCCUACAAGAAAAUAGUAUCUCCAAAAUGAUAGCUGCAUUUGUUAACCAUACAAUGGAAGCUUGAGGAACAUUUUCCCCUAAUAUUUAUCCUCUAUAAUAUACUACAACAAAGGCUACUAACAAAGUUAUUUUUUUAAUUAGCUCAAACUGAUUCUUCAUUUUAUGCUGAUAGUUCAUGUGUUCUGCAUUAAUCUACACAAUGAGAAACUGUAGUACAAAAAAGGUUACAUUUAGAUCAAACACAGUACUGUUACUUAAGCAACAAGUCAAAUUUUAUUUCAUGUCACAAUUUAAUUAAAAAUAAAAUCAAUUUCAUUCAUAUCAACAA
Messenger RNA from Silurus meridionalis, 1815 nucleotides. RefSeq names its product chloride intracellular channel 2 (gene clic2). The coding region runs from base 196 to 924 and encodes 242 amino acids. Gene Ontology annotation, biological process: chloride transmembrane transport; negative regulation of ryanodine-sensitive calcium-release channel activity. Gene Ontology annotation, molecular function: chloride channel activity. The record is from RefSeq and is a predicted model, not a curated record. NCBI's taxonomy places the organism in Eukaryota, Metazoa, Chordata, Actinopteri, Siluriformes, Siluridae. The transcript has 6 exons.